AUGCCGGGAAACAUUGUCCUGUCCCACCCCCUCCUAUACGAAGCUACCUCGUCAAAUGCCCUAGUUGAUUUCGACGGUCCCGACGAUCCAUACAGACCCAUGAACUGGCCGUUGCGAAAGAAAAUCGUCACGACGGUCCUGUACGGACUGACGACGUGCUGGAUCACCUUCGCGUCGGCUGUGUAUUCUGCUGGGAUCCGGCAGAUUGCUGGGGAGUUCCGUGUUAACACUGAGACGGCUGCGGCGGGGGUUAGUUUGAUCGUUUUGGGGUUUGCGUUCGGGCCGUUGGUUUGGGCGCCGCUUAGUGAGGUUUAUGGACGGAAAUGGGCUGUUCUUGUUCCCUACUUCAUAGCUGCUUGCUUCUCUUUCGGCACGGCUGCAGCGAAGGAUAUCCAGACCGUCCUGAUCACUCGGUUCUUUACCGGACUCUUUGGCAGUGUCCCGGUGACCAACACAGGCGGCACAAUGGCAGAUAUCUGGUCCCCAGAGCAAAGGGGGGUCGCUGUCGUGGGCUACGCGGUCACCCUCGUCGGGGGACCGACGUUGGGCCCUGUCGUCGGCGCAGCUCUCACGUCUAGCUACCUCGGUUGGCGGUGGAUGGAGUAUUUAACGGGAAUCCUGAUGACGGCGCAGUUUGCAGUUGAUGUUCUGGUUAUUGACGAGAGUUAUCCGCCUGCCCUGUUGGUGAAAAGGGCGCGGAGGAUGAGGUUGAUGGGGAAGAAUUGGGCCCUUCAUGCGAAGCAUGAGGAAUGGGACGCAUCCCUGUCUGAACUACUGCAAAAGUAUCUCAUCCGGCCGUUUCAGAUGCUGGGAACGCCGAUUUGCUUUCUGAUGUCUAUCUACGCGGCCUUCGUCUACGCAAUCAUCUAUGCAAACCUGGAAGGCUUCUCCAUCGAGUACAAGAAAACCGCGGCUGGGGUGCUGUCGUAGGAAGUCUACCCUUCAUCGCGCUGCUCAUCGGCAUUCUCUUCGCUGCAGCCGUCAGCAUCUUGAAUAAUCGAUACUAUUUUCGCAAAUUCCGCGCGAAUGGCAAUAGGGCUGUUCUAGAGGCUAGAUUACCACCGAUGAUGGCUGGUGGGUUUGCUUUUACGGGGGGAUGUUUUUAUAUGGAUGGACUUCUUCAAAAAAUAUCAACUU
Molecule: messenger RNA, 1137 nt
Organism: Monascus purpureus
Lineage: Eukaryota; Fungi; Ascomycota; Eurotiomycetes; Eurotiales; Aspergillaceae
Source: the annotation of a GenBank genome assembly